AGGCCCGAACUUUCACCCGUACUACUUUGUGCGUGUGUUAGCAUUGGGGAAACGUGAUCUGACAGUGUGUGUUUUACUAUCGAACCGAUAGAAUAAACAGGAAGUCGUGUAGGCGUUACGAGGCACCCGUGAUACCUAUCAAAGCAAUAAAGACACGUUUAGCUCUUGUUUGUACUCUAUUAUCCGAAAAGUGACGCAGGUAUCGACGAGAACUAACUUUGCAGUGAGGCUGGUGCUGUAUUUAUGUUGACAUCGUACACACACCAUCGAACCAGUGACAGUGAAGAACACGUCACAAUAUGAACCGCUUACUGCUCAUAUGUUUCGUUAUUCUUGUGCUGCUCGGGGCGAUCGCCGAGGCCAGACGUGGUGGGCGGAAAAGGGGAAAGAGUGGUAAGCAAGGCGGAGCGGAGGGCGUUGACCAAUCAAGUCAGACACGAAAAGAACGCCGGCGAGACAAGCAAGCACGGGAACGUGGCGGGCGACGACGUCAAAAUGAUGACGCAAAGGACUGUGGUCCGUGGAUCUGGGAUGCGUGUAUGCCCAGUGAAGGUGAAUGUGGCAUGGGGGUGAAGGUAGGAACACGAGAAGGACCUGACUGCAAAGUGUUGUCAAAGACAAAACGAUGCCAAGUGGCCUGUGGGAGCGACAGGCAGAAAAAAGAAUGCAAAUACACCGUCGGUGAACUUGCGGAAUGUGACUCUUCCAUUGGAAGCAGAAAUGUAGUGUUACGGCUGAAGAAAGGAAAUCCAGACACAUGUCCGGUGGAGAAGACAAUAACAAAGAGAUGUAAACGGGACAAAAAUAAGAGGGGGUGUAAAUUCGAAAAAGGAGAUUGGGGACUGUGUGACACACCGACUGACACAAGAGUUCGCCUAGAUACGCUAGUAGAAGACAAGACAGAAGAGCAGGAAUGUUCCACGGAAAGAGUCAUAGUCAAGAAAUGUAGUUUUGGCUGCAAGUACGAAUGGUCUGACUGGGGUGAGUGCGACGAGAAUUCAAGGACGAGGUCACGUGAGGGUGUGAUAAUGCGUAAGAGUAGUCCACCAGCAGAUUGUCCCUCAACGACAACACAGUCGCGGUUGUGUUACAAUAAAAAAGGCGUAGAGAAAUGUUUCUUCGGGCCAUGGGAAAAAUCUAAAGAAUGCGUGGAUGGUAUGAGGACUAAACGGCGUCAGGUAUUAGCUGGUGGAAAGCGAUGCGAAAAGAAAGCCACGUCAAAUCGGAAGUGCAAAGCAUGAGGGGGGAUUUAAAAUUGAACAUUAUAGACAUAAAAACAAAAUUUGUACUUUUUUAUUGACUCCUUUUACAUGAUAUUCUGGGUUUUUUCAAAAGAAAGACUUUUUUCGUGGGAUGUUCACGUACGUCAUGUCAUGGCUGAUCAACUGAACACGCCACACCCGUUUCCAUGUCCGUCAUAUACACAUAUUUUGAUUACAAGUGCAUAUGUUAAUUUUAUUCGUACUAUUUUUUAUUUUACUCAACAUAUACUCACAGUGACAUCAGUAAUUAUUAUUGUAGACGUCUUCAAAUUCACGUGACCAGAGUGUCACCGGUAUUUCCGUAUUACCGAUGUAUACGUUUUUAAGUUAACAGGAAUAGUAUCCAAAUCAUUCAUUUUUAAAGGUACUUUCGUUCCACGUAAUAUAAUUGUUAUUUAAAAACCAAAAAAAAAAUGAAAAAGUUCACAAUAAGUAAAUAAGUUGAUGGGUGAACCAUUAUUUCUGCUAGGGGCACAGCAUGGCAUUUACGGGAACCAUGAUACGCGCAUAUCACAUCAUCACUUGAUUACGGGCCAUGUUUAUCUCAAUCAAAAUGGCCGCUCCACACCGUCAAAAGUACCCGGAUAUAAAUACACCGGGGUCAGGCAAAGGUUAUAGGAAUGUUCUCCAUCUAUUACGCUGUAAAUAUGUCACACUUAUUUAGGUUUUGCACAUAUGCUCAUGCGCAGUGAUUGGUUUAAGCAUAAAAACAACUUGAAGUCGUUCAUACUUGAAGAUUAAAUAAUGGUACUGUUCAAUGUGUCAAUUAAAUUUAUGUACGUACCUCUUAAUAAAUAAAACAUUUCAUGAGUGAAGUAGAUUGCUAGCUACGUGCUGGCCAGUAAGCAAUAAUUGUUGUCAGACAUUCGCAUGCUAAUUGACCAAAAUGUAAACAAAUGACGUCACAGUGUGACGGCCUUUACUAUCAGUAAAUGUAAAACAGUUUAAUUUAAUGUAAAACAAUUAAAAACAAAAGAGAAAACAUGCAAUAAAAGAGUGAACACUUGCUU
Messenger RNA from Saccoglossus kowalevskii, 2272 nucleotides. RefSeq lists its product as uncharacterized. Gene Ontology annotation, molecular function: growth factor activity. The record is from RefSeq and is a predicted model, not a curated record. NCBI's taxonomy places the organism in Eukaryota, Metazoa, Hemichordata, Enteropneusta, Harrimaniidae.